AUGUUUCUUCCGCAUAGAUUGAAUGCACUGCUACAGAAUGGGGGACGUUUGCUCUUAAGACAACCAACGAGACGAGGAUUUGUUGCCUCCAAAAAUCUUUCACAAGGAGGCAACCAAUGGGCAUCUGAUGCCUCCACCUCAUCCGAUCGACCAGCCUGGUCCGAAGAAUGGAAGAAAAAUAACCUCGGAGCCAAAUUGCAGAAUGGAACGUUCCCUUCCACCUUAUUCUUUGUGGAAUUGGGUUUUGGAGUGGACCAGCAUGGUGACCGAUCCAAUGCCACCAAAGCUGCCAUUCGAGCGGUUCGAAAUUCCAUUGAAUUCAACAGCAUCCCUGGAGUCAUUGAACAUAUUCCCGGAGGACGCAAGGAAAUGCUAAUUCAUGUCAAACUUGGAAUACCGAAAGGGGCUAUUGUCGAUGUCAUGGAGGUUGCCAAAGUAUUUCCAUAUGGUAGACUCCUUCCUAUCGAAACAACAGUAGGCGGAUUGGAAUUUGCCACUGGACGGGUAGUCGAAGAGUUGGGAGAUAAAGAUGAUAUUGGUGUAUGUGUUGUAGCUUGUAUUUCUAUCGGUUAUGAUAAACCGGAAGACAAGGAUAAAACGUCACACAAGACCUUCAAUACAAAAGAUGGGCACUAG
Molecule: messenger RNA, 636 nt
Organism: Cylindrotheca closterium
Lineage: Eukaryota; Bacillariophyta; Bacillariophyceae; Bacillariales; Bacillariaceae
Source: the annotation of a GenBank genome assembly